Messenger RNA from Lactuca saligna, 399 nucleotides. NCBI's taxonomy places the organism in Eukaryota, Viridiplantae, Streptophyta, Magnoliopsida, Asterales, Asteraceae. The record is from the annotation of a GenBank genome assembly.
AUGUUAUGGUCGGACGGUAGUUGUUGCGGUGGGUAUCGCCGACAGACGGAAGUUACAGUGGCAAGGAAACUUGGUGGCCACCACGUCGCUGCUCAGCCUCCUUCGCAACGGUCGUUGAUGAAGGUAAGCCCGUCUUCGGAUUACUUCCUUCUUCUUUACUCACCCAAUCAAGGAUCACAAAACAAUAUGGGAUUCGACAUGUUGAUGAGUAUGUUUCGUGGACUUGGAGCUAGUGGCAUAGGAGUCCCAAAUGUCCCUGAUGUGGCACCAGAGCAACUUUAUGCAACUCAACCGUCUCAACUUCAGGAGAUGGGGUUCUUUGAUGUGCAGGAGAAUAUUAGGGUUUUAUGUGCUACUUCAGGUAAUGUUCAUGUUGUUGUUGAGAGAGGGGUUCUUUGA